This is a messenger RNA of Oikopleura dioica, 1614 nucleotides long. The record is from the annotation of a GenBank genome assembly. Lineage: Eukaryota; Metazoa; Chordata; Appendicularia; Copelata; Oikopleuridae.
AUGUCGGGAUCGUCAAGAUCAGAAGAUUCGUACACUGGGAGUUCCUACACUGGGAGUUCUUAUACUGGCAGCAGAACAGACUCGUUAUAUUCAGACUCGCUCUGUACAGAAGAUGAAGCAGAGGAAAUCAAGUCGGAGAAAAUUGUAGAAGAAAAACAAGCAGACACGAAAACCCAAAAAGAAGAAUCCUCUAAAAACGAAAAAUCAGAGAAAAAAGAAGAGUCGAAGCCCAAAGAACAGGAAGAACCGAAAGAAGAAUCUUCCAAUUUGAAAGAUCCUCCAAGAAAAGCUUCGAAGAAGUCGAGGAGACGAUCAAAAGACAAAGACAAGCAGAAAUCCACUUCUGAACCAGAAGUUGGCAAAGCUGGAAUUUCGCAGCCUUUCAAAUGGAGUUUUACGCUCGAUGAAGUGUACAGAAAAGCAAUUAGGUUUUAUAAAGAUAAGGAGGGCAGGGCCUUCAACUUGGCUUACGAAGAUAAGGUCAAAAUCGCUGCGCUGACCAAACAGGUGACAUAUGGACCCUGCGCGAGUUGCGAAAAGCAGCAAGAGAUCGGAUAUUUUGACUGGUUUGGCAAGGACAGACAGAAUUGCUGGAUCACGCUGGGAAAGAUGAGCAAAGAAGAGGCGAUGACGGAGAUGAUCCAUUUAGUCGACAAAUCCAUCCCUGUUUUCUCCCCAUACAUGGUCGCCCAGCAAAAAGAAAAAGAAGAAAAGGAAAGGAUACGUCGCGAAGAAGAGGAAAGAAAGCGCCUUGAAGAGCAAAGAAGACGCGAAGAAGAAGAGCGAAAGCGUCGAGAAGAGGAGGAGCGGAUCCGUGCUGAAGAAGAAGCUCGCAAGAAACUCGAGAUGGAAAAGCAGCAAGAAAAAGAGCGUGCCGCGGAAGCUGAUCGUCAAAAAAUCAUCGCCGGUCUAAACGCCCAAACCGCGGCCCAAUUCUCCCAGUACGCGGCACAGCAACAUCCGGGCGAUCGAGAGGCGCAAAAAGCGCUGAUUGAGCAUUUACAAACUCAACAUUAUGAACAGUACAUGGCGCAAUUGAGCAUUUCAGAUUGCGAUAAACCUGUUCCCGCUCCUGUUCAAGUUCCUCUUCCAUCGAAUGAAGUUCGAAUUGAACCACCAAGUCUCUGGACUCGUCCACAAAUUCGCGAACUCAAAGACCAGCUUAGAAAAGACACCGAAUCCGUCUUAACCGUCGGCCGCGGAGAAGUCGUUACUGUGCGGGUUCCUACCCACGAAGAAGGCGCAUAUUUAUUCUGGGAAUUCGCCACGGAUUCGUAUGAUCUUGGCUUUGGUGUUUAUUUUGAAUGGUCAGAUGUUACGACGCAUCAAGUGUCAAUUGCAGUGAAUGAGUCGUCCGAUGAAGAAUAUUAUCCGGACUCUGAGGAGGACGAAGAGGGAGCUACUCAUCAUGGGGAUGCUGAAAAUGGACAUAGAAGAUCUAAUCGACCCCCAACAGACGAAAUCGUGCCCGUCUACCGCCGAGAUUGCCACCAGCAAGUCCACGCUGGCUCGCAUCAAUACCCCGGCUCUGGAGUUUACCUUCUCAAAUUCGACAAUUCUUAUUCUCUCUGGCGCUCGAAAACCCUCUACUACCGAGUCUACUACACCCGUUAG